This is a messenger RNA of Anopheles stephensi (Asian malaria mosquito), 12118 nucleotides long. Its product is annotated as mucin-5AC-like. Gene Ontology annotation, cellular component: extracellular region. Gene Ontology annotation, molecular function: chitin binding; chitinase activity. The record is from RefSeq and is a predicted model, not a curated record. Gene Ontology annotation, biological process: carbohydrate metabolic process; chitin catabolic process. Bases 499 to 11280 code for a protein of 3593 amino acids. Lineage: Eukaryota; Metazoa; Arthropoda; Insecta; Diptera; Culicidae. The transcript is spliced from 13 exons.
AAUGGAAUCUGCGGCGCUACUUGGCCUUUUUUUCCCGGGGCCAGAGCUGGCUCGCUACCAUACGGACGACGCAACGUUCAGUAAGCCGCCGACUGCGCUCAAGAGUAGUUUGCUGUCUACUUCGGAAACGGUCGUACGGACGUGAUCGUUCGAGCCAUAAACAGUCACUCGAAAAAAGCUCUCCUACUGCUGCUGCAUACGGGUUUUCUUUUAGGAUGAGGUGAUGCACUAAUCGGUAGGAACGAAACAGUUGACGAACACGAACUCCUCCACAUACACGAGACUACCGUAAAACAAGGCAAGCAGUACACGCCGUUGGAGGAUCGCCGAAGGAAGCAUCAGAACGGAGACGAAGGUCUAGCGUCCUCAAGAAGCAACCGAAGCCACACAAACAACCCCCCCACUGGGAGUCGUUGACGGGGUGCGGGCGUUUUUUGGCUGUUCUGGGCCGCCAGGGAAGCGCAGCAGAAGCAAAAUCGGAGGCGAACGAGCACAACCAUGUUUCCGCUUCACAAAGGAGCGGAGCUAUUCUUGGCAAUAGCGAUACUAGCAUUAUGGAGCGGCAAUGAAUCACUGGCAGCCGACAGCAACCAGCGCGUCGUGUGCUACUACACAAACUGGUCCGUCUACCGACCGGGCACCGCCAAGUUCACACCGCAAAACAUCAACCCGUAUCUCUGCACCCAUCUGAUCUACUCGUUCGGUGGCUUUACGAAGGAAAACACGUUGAAACCGUACGACAAGUACCAGGAUAUCGAGCAAGGUGGAUUUGCCAAGUUUACCGGGCUGAAGACGUACAACAAAAAUCUGAAAACGUUGCUGGCAAUCGGUGGCUGGAAUGAGGGUUCGUCGCGUUUCUCACCGCUGGUGGCGGACGCCGAACGACGCAACCAGUUCGUAAAGAAUACGAUCAAAUUUUUGCGCCAAAAUCAUUUCGAUGGGCUCGACCUGGACUGGGAGUAUCCGGCGUUCCGGGAUGGUUCGAAGCCGAAGGAUCGGGAGAACUAUGCCCAGCUGGUGCAGGAGUUGCGCGAGGAGUUUGAGCGUGAGGCGUCGAAGACGGGCCGUCCAAGGUUGCUGCUGACGAUGGCUGUACCGGCCGGUAUCGAGUACGUCGAGAAGGGUUACGAUGUGCCGAAGCUGAACAAGUAUCUGGAUUGGUUCAAUCUACUGUCGUACGAUUAUCAUAGUGCGUACGAACCGGCAGUCAAUCAUCAUUCGCCGUUGUUUUCGCUGGAGGAGGCGUCCGAGUAUAACUUCGACUCGGAGCUCAACAUUGAUUAUAGUGUGAAGUUCUACCUGAAAGCUGGUGCAGAUCGUGACAAGCUUGUGCUUGGUAUUCCAACGUACGGUCGCUCGUACACGCUGUACAACCCGGACGCUACCGACAUUGGUGCGCCGGCCGACGGUCCCGGAGAGCAGGGUGAUGCAACGCGCGAAAAAGGCUACCUAGCGUACUACGAAAUUUGCUCCAACCUUAAGGACAGCUCCGACUGGACGGUGGUCCAGCCCAAUCCGAAAGCAAUGGGUCCGUACGCGUACAAGGGUAACCAGUGGGUCGGCUACGACGAUGAGGCAAUCGCACGCCGCAAGGCAAAGUACGUCGCCGAGAACGGGCUCGGUGGUAUCAUGUUCUGGUCGAUCGAUAACGAUGACUUUAGGGGAACCUGUCACGGCAAACCGUACCCUAUCAUUGAAGCAGCCAAGGAAGCACUGCUGGCCAGCACAGAAGUGGGCAUAAACGAUGUUGCUUCAUCGGGCCGACCGCGGAAACCGAACCGUUCGCGCAGUCGCCCUGGUUCAGCAACGCGCAACCGUGUGAAUACUGACAACAAUAACGAAAUUAAGGCAUCGUUCAAAACAUCUCCAGGGCGUAAGGUAGCGCGGCCGGUACGUGUUACAACGACCAGCACCACCACCACGACCACGACGGAAGAUUCUUUGUACAUUGGCGGAAGAACCACAACACCGCAGCCGCCAACUACUCCUGAUCCAGGCGCAGAUUUCAAAUGCGAAGAUGAAGGUUUCUUCCCGCAUCCACGCGAUUGCAAAAAAUACUUCUGGUGUUUGGAUAGUCCCAGCCUCGGUCUGGUGGCGCAUCAGUUUACCUGCCCAUCGGGGCUGGUGUUUAACAAGCUGGCCGAUUCGUGCGAUUACGCUCGUAAUGUGAUCUGCUCCAAGACCGUCGCAACGACUUCAACCACAAGCACGACGAGCACCACCACAACGGUGGCAACACCCACCACAUCAACCACACCGCGACCGCGCCUCACAAUUCCCACCAAUCGCAAUAACUUCUUCAACCGUGGAACGUUUACCACCACGACCACCACGGAACCGACCGUGGAGGUAGACUACUCCGACGAGGAUAACACCGAAACGCAGCCAGAGGAGGACCCGAAGGUGAUCAAGGAGCUGAUUGCACUGAUCAAAAAGGUUGGCGGCAUUGAGGAGCUGGAGAAGCAGCUCCAGGCGCAGGAAGAUGGGUCCAUACUGUUGAAAGAUGCGGCCUCGGAUCAAAUAUCGACGACAGCACCAACCAUUAGCAAAUCGCUGUACGAACGUGUACUGAGCCGUACUGGAACGGUGGGACAGAAGUUCCGCCCGGCCAUCACCUUCACCCAGCAGGAUAAGACGGGUUCGCUGCCGGAGAACAAAUACUCAUCGGUGGUGCGCAACUCGUACACGAACAGUCGCGUAGGACCGCAAAAUGAAGGACUCGACCAGUUGCCCGAAUUUGAGGGUGUGUUCCGCGAGAAGCCUAAGUACGUCACGUUGCAACGAGUGCGUCCGACUAAGGCAACUUCGAUCGAGGAUCGGUACGAUGACGAUGAGGAUAUAGACGAGGAAGAGAAUCAACCGUCUACGUUCACAACGAGCAAACCGACCUCCGUUCCGAAGUACGUCAGUAUCAGACGUCAGCGUCCGACAACGGUUGCCGAGCAGGACAGUGAGCUAGACAGUGAUGAUGCGGCACAGGACGAAGAUCGUGAGCCGGAGAAAGCUUCUGCAGGUGGUGCGCAGUACAAUACGGUGAAUCGUAACUGGAACCGCAGGCCGACAGAGGCAUCGAAUGUGGCGGAAAGUGAACCGGAGCGUUCGUCUCCAAAUCGCUACAACACCAUCGAUCGUAGACGGACGACCAGCAUACCGUACACCAGCAGUCGGCUGCAGGAUGCCGAACGUGAUGAUGUAGGCACAGAUUCUUCUCUUUUGGUACCAUCUACAGACUUCCAAACCAUAUACACUACAGCUUCCACCACCACGAUCGAUCCAUCACAAUCUUCAGAACCAAACUUGAUACCUUACAGCACACGACAGUAUAGUAGUGUUGAGCGCGUUAACAGCAACACCAUUAGCAACGACAACGACCGCAGCGGCAAUAGCGAAAGUAGUAGUAGUAAUAGUAGUAACGAUAGCGAUAGUAGUACUGGCAGCGAUACUGCUGCCGCCAAACCGACCAAUUUAGCAUUCGCAAGCGCAACCAGUGCCCCGGCCGGCGACAGUGCUGAAGAGCCGGAGCAGGUGCAGGUGCUGUCGAAUGUCGAGUACCAGCCUUCUUCGGAGGUGACUGACACCACUGUGCCAAUUGUUUCUACCUUGCACAGAACGGACGAUGGUAUUAACGGUGACGGUGCAAACGCACCGCUCGGUGAAUCGAUGCUAGAGGUAACCACCAUACUAAACACAGGUGAAAGCGUUACUGGUAGUAGUGUUAGCAGUCUGGACGCUGGUUUGGAGGGUAGUGAUACAUUUGCUAAUAACGAUAAGAGCUUCGAGCCACUGUACGAUGGUGGUGAGAAAGGGUUCACCGACUACGAGGCGAUCGUUACCACCACCACGACGACCAGUGCACCGUCGGUGCCGUCGACCACGGCGGUCCCAGCGACGGCUAGUUCCCUCACUAACGAUGCUACUUCUAACUCAGUUUUCAAAUUCACAAGAACUAGGAAACCAUCGAUUACCACCACCACCACCGCUACACUAGAACCUGUCACUAACCCUAGUCGGAAAGUUCCCCCGGGAAGUGGUGUUGCUUCGAUAAAGGCAGCCCCACGCCCAUUCGCAGCAGGCGCACGUCGCACACGUCCGACGCGCCUGCCAGACACUGCGAACAGCUUAGCUACCACUGCCGCGCCAGAGCAAGAGUCGACGACACUCCGAUCGGUAAAGGUGAGUUUUUCCAAUGCCCAGAGAUUUGAUCUUUCAGCAAGCCGGCAGCGUAGAGUCGGUACCGCUACGCCCGAAAGUAGCGAAGUGUUAGAUGGUAGACAGAGUAAUGAGCAGCCCGCGACACGCGCCACCGUGCGUGGUAACCGUGGCCGGGUGCGAUUCCGUACUGUGGCCGAGCCAUCGGUCGCCACCUCCGCACCACUCUCUAGCGAUGAUUCGCAAAGCACUAGAUCUUCGAACAAGUUUGCUAGCACAACCACUCAAACUACGCGUCGCCGCUCGAGACCAUCUACCGGAGAACUAGCCACCAAUCGUUUCGCCAUCGGGCGUACUACGACGGUCAGCUCCACGGCGAGCACACCGACAGCCGAACCGUUGACAACCGUCUCCGACCGUGGCUCGUUACGUCGCGUUAACUUUAGCCUGUACAGUGGACGUCGGACGAGCGAACCGGUGUCCACAUCGUCCACCGAAGAACCACGCAUAGAGACGGAAUCGUACGACAGCGUGACACCGGCAGAGAUUAAAUCGUACACACGCGUCGCAGAGGAUCCGUUCAUGGCGCAGGAACGCAUACUGCUUACGCUCGGUACCGCGCUACGGUACGGUUUUAGCAGCCGUAAUGAGCUGACCAGUGGCACACCAAGUCCCACCUUCCCGACGCAACCGGUGCAAGAGUUUUCAAGCACACCAGGUCCGGCCCGUUCCACCUUCAAGGGUCGUCCGUUUGGGCGCGAAAAUGUGGACAACAUGGAAAAUAAUGGGUUGGCCGAAAACUUAAACGACAUGUCAACGGAACAGGCAAAUCUGGCGUUCUUUGAAGACACUGCCACACCUGACGGUCGAUUACUAAGCGAGCUAACAACGGUGUACAAUGUGAACGCGGCUGAAGUCGACACAACUACUCCACAGCCGAGAAAACUCGUGUCGUCCAGCUUAAGAGAUCGGUACACUGCCAGCAGUACAACGGAAGCCGUCGAUACCACACUAAACGUGGUAGUUUCCGAAGUCAAUACGAACAAAACGUUCAUCCCGGGCCGCACACGUCCAACACGCCCGUCUCGGCUCCGUACGACAUUAGAUGCUAGCACAGGAUCGACCGCGAGCGAGCAGGAAGCAACCAGAUCACCAUCGCGUAGACCGUUUAUCGCAAGAAAGCAACCUGACGCUGUCAGUGCGUCACGUUUCUCGCCACCGGAAGAAUCGUUCGGUAACGAUGUGACGGAACGGGCGACGGGUAUUUCAACGACCAAACGGCAACGUGUAAACCGUCGUCGUACCACUACCACGGCGGCACCUACUACCGGCACUACUGCAGCUGACGCAAGUUCUGUCACACGCGGACGUAACGCUUUCAACACCGAUCAACGCCGACAGCGAUUGCCAGGCAACCGGUUUUUGAAGACCGCCUCUACGCCGACUUCUACGGAAGCGUUCACGGCGGAACCCACGUUCCCGGACAGUAAUGUGGCUAACUCGGACUUUACCACCGUGAUCACCGACACGUCUAACGAAAUUGCUUCGGGAUAUGAUUUGCUUAACAGCGACAACUUGCUCAACCUACCAAAUCUUCGCACCAAUGAAGACAUUGACGAGGAAGACGCUACCGAAACGCUGUCCACGCUAGCCGUGGCUGUUACUGAAGCGAAUCCGAGCUCCAAUUUGGUUUCGGGCAGUCUAUCGCAGCAAACGAAGCCUCAGAAGCUAACCAGCUCUGAUGGUACGCGUAUUAACGAUAGUCAACAGAUUGAGUCCGAAUCUAUCCCAAGCCGUAGCUCGACGAGAGUAUUCGGUGGUGGUGCGACCAGACGUAAGUUUACCGGAAAGUUUGUCACGACAGAGGCACCGGAACCGACGGAACCGAUAAAGAAGUUUGUGCCGACGCGCCGAAACCGCCCCUCAUUCUCGCUAGCCCGUAAUAGCCGACUGUCGACCACUACGGAAGACAGUGCGAUUGUCGCUACUACCGCAGACGCAGACGGUAACGUUUCAGGCGGUCCGGCACCGUUCGUACCAUCGCGUAAACGUAAGCCACUGCAGCUCGGUAGCCGCACAUCCACUACGGCAGCACCGGUGAAUGAGAAUGCGAACGGUGAAGAUUCGGUCCAACCGUCCGCACGUCCAACAAGGCGUCGUCCGGCCUACUCACUGAACCGUCCGGCAAGACCACAAGCGUUUGAGAAUUCGUUCGACAAAGCAACGGUAACGUCAAAGCCAGUUGAGCAAAAGUCGAUCAAUCGCACCUCGGUACUGCUACCGAAGCGACCGAAUCUAUUCGCACGUACUACUACCACCACCAGCACGACAACUGCCGCACCGUUGGAAGCGGACGAUUCGGACAGAACGACGCUGGAGGACAGAUUCACGUCCUCGGAAGAACAGCGCUACAGUGGUGAGGAGAAUGAGGGAGACAAUGAAAUUCAACGUCAGGGUAAGAGACUGUUUGGGCAGCUGGGUAGUGAUGCCAGCAAUAGCUUGGUCCCGCAAGAAGUCGACACAGAAAAACCACGCCCAGAACCUACGUACGGUGGAGUGCGAAGACCGGGAUCUCGCGUCGGUCCGACACCGGCCCGUGUUCAGCCGAACUCUGGCAGUAAUAGGUUCAUUUUCAAGAACAACCAACCAGCUGCAACAGGUACUGCGGACGGUUCCGCAUCUGUGACCACGCAACGCACAUUUACAACUCGCACUAGACGUCCGUUCGGCAAUGUUGGAGGAUACAAACCAACGGCACAAAAUGGUACCGUACUGAGCGGUGACUCUGGAGCACCGGUUGCAGGUAGUGUCACUACACCGAGACCACGGUUUACUCCAACGACGCGUACGCGUCCCACAUUCGGUCGACUACGGUCCACCACUGCCUCGCUGGCGAGUAAACCGGACGCAGGCACGGAUGGUGAGCGUGUGGUAGUCGCCUCGACACUGAACGAUCUGGAGCAGGGUGCAGGUUUCGCCACGCGACGCUACCAGCCACGUAAACCAACCAGCCGACGUAACUUUACCUCCGUUAGCGUACCGGUAACGUCGGUGGGUAGUGGUGUGGGCAGUUUUUACAAUGGUACGCGCGCGGGACAGAACGUAACACUGCCGGCGGUGUUCUUACUAACAACGAAAGAUACGGCAGAGGGCAUACAACAGACGACACCAUCACAAACGUACAAGGAGACAACGCUAUCUGCGGCCGAGUUUCCAACCGACGAUACAAAACAGCCUCACGAUUCAACGACCGCUUUUACCGUCGUUUCGCCUAUCGCUACGGAUGAGCUAACACCAACAACAACAACUACCACCACCACCACCACCACAUCGCCCUGGCUUCUGGAGACAGUAAACGGGGCCGAAAACACUACCUCGUACGAGGAUACAGUCAACACAUUCAGAACCACCACCGAAUACUACACCGCAUCUGAUGAGACUCACUACACCACACUGAAUACGGCUGACACGAUCUACACGAUUAAUGAUAAUAUCGAUAUUGAUGAUGUCAAUGUAUUGCAGGACCGUAGUAGAACGUCGACGACCACCGUCAAGCCCACCACGCUGUACCACGUGUUCUCGAUCGAUAAGGAGAACGAAUCGGUCCCAUCCUCCACCGAGAUUUAUCGCACCGAGGAGCAAGAGAUCGAGCUGCCGGCGGCCAACCGAACGGACAAGCUGGUCAAGAUACACCGGGUGGUCGAAAUCUACACGAAGAACACAAGCAAUCCGGACGAGCUGCCCGUCAUGCAGAAGCUUGGUGAGAUCAAUCGCAAGAUUAUCAUACGGCUGGUAGAACCGAACCGGGCCAACAAUCGCACCACGAGCGGCACCAGCAGCAGCAGCUACACCACGACCACGCUCGGUAGCGGUGCUCCGGUAACGGAGCGUGCCGACGAUGAGGAUACGGAUAAUGGGCGAGGUCGCACCGUCGUCCUGUCGUCGAACAGUGUGUUCACGGUGGAGACGUCCACCAUUCCUCUCGAAGGUUUGUUUGAUCCGGAGAAGGGUGUCGGAUACCCGACCACUGACAUGCCACCGCAGGCAGAUAGCGAACAGGACGUGCCAACCGUGGCUCCGCAUCCAGAAAUUGAGCGCAUUUCGAGCGUAGACUUUAGCUCGGCAACAGGUGCCAGCCCGCUGGAACAGGACGACGAACUGCCGGCAGUGACGCAGCUUGCUGCAGAGACCGAUCGCUACGUGCAGGUAACUAGCUUGCGGCCGGACUUGACAGACGAUACGGAUACGGAGUCGAGCAACGAUGACAGACAGCAGCAGGGCAACGGGUACAAACCACAGACCACUGACUACUACCUUGCCCCGGCCGAUGAACUAACCACGACGGCAACGGUAGCGGCAGAACCGGAAGAAACCACCUUCAAAAGCGUGACGAUGAGUACGACCCGCACCACACCGGUAGUGGUAUCGUCCUCGACUCAGCGCGAAAUCGUGCACAAGUACACACUGCCGGCCGAGUUCUCUUUCCAAGAGCCGUCCAGCGAAACGACCACCACGAAGACAACCACGACACCAGCCACCACCACAACCACCACCACCACCACCAGCUCAUCAUCAGCUCCGGAAGUACUGACGACCACGGUGGCGGACCUACCGUCCGGCAGUAGUACGGUGGUCGAUCGCGUACAGUCGCUGGUGUUGCCAAGCAAGGAGAGCAAGAAAAAGUACACCAAGCGCCCGGAAUCGGUCCUUACUGCGUCGCGGGUAUCCGACUUUGCGUACAGCAGGGACAGUUCCGCCGAAGCUGACAAUGAGCGGGUGAUAGCGACUACCGAACCACUGUUCAUGACCGAACCGGCCCCAGCCACCACGACUAAAGCCACCAACACACGCCACUACACAAACAAUCGCAAGUACGUGUCGUCGCUAUCGCUGCGGCCUAACUUUAGCACACCGGAAGCUACCCAGAACGUUGGUGGUGGUGGUCCAUCGUACAGGAAGUCGAAAGACAUUCCCGUGGUACCGCUACCGAAGGUGAUCAGCUCAAAGUCGGCUACGCAACGCGUACCCACUACUACCGAAUCGACGACUACGACGACCACGACGACAACGACGACCACGCCCGCACCAAUCACUAAGAUCGACUUCAACAUCAAGUACGUGCUGCCGGUCAACCUGCCGGACGCUAACUCGCACGAGCUCAAGAUCGAAAGCAAGAAUGACAAGUACAGCAUACCGCUGUCACCGAUACUGAGGCCAGAUUUUAUCACGCGCGAAAUAUCCGGCGAACGGCAGGAUCGUCAGUUUUCGCCCGUCUACCGGCCCGAGCUGGAUAACGAUGAGCUGACGCGCCAACUGACCAGCGACGCCGAUCCGGUCGCACUCGAGGCGGAACAUCUGGACCGCGAAAUACUUGGCGACGGUGACGGUAGACAGUCGGCGGAGAGUGGCGCAUCGCUUGACAGCGGUACGGCAGAACAGCUCGUCAGCCAUAGUAUACCGUCGUCCGCGGCAUACUUCUUGCGCCGUACGGCCGAGGUUUACCGGCGUCCACAGGUGCGUCCACAGUACCGUCCGAGUUUGAGACGUCCAUCCGGCAGCGGUAAGCCAAGCACGUCCUCCAGAGAGCAGCAGCAGCAGCCAGACACCACGACCGAACGCACUAAGAGCACGCGACGCUCUGAAGUGCCCUCUGCCAGCAUCGAGCAGGCGACCUCCGAUCAGCAGCAGCCGACGACAACGCCGGCCCCGUCACUGCUGGUACGCCGUCGCCGUCCCACCACCGCCUCGAGCUAUCUGGCCAAAAUUGCGAACCGACAGCGGCCGGGCACUGUGAUGUCAUCGACGGAGGAAACCACCACCACCACCACCACCAUCACCAGGUCCGAGGUGUCGCAAAGCAACCGAGUCAGCAGCCGUCCGAACCUCACCAACAACAGCUUACGGCGCAAAUAUGGACCCGCUAAUAGAACCGGUUACACUGGCAGCACGGCGGCCGGUGCGGGCAGCGAGAGCACCACCGCCACCAUCCCCAACGCUAGCAGCGAGGCGAGCCCAGGUGCAGAGGUAUCCACUCGACCGGUAAACUCAUUGUUUAAACGGCGAAACAAUGGUUCUCCGCUGACGCGCACCACAACACCGACCCCGCUGGAAGCGAACCCAUCGUCAACCGGAGCCCCGGUUAGCAGUAAGUUCUUCAAGAAAAAUAAGUACCGCAUCGGUGCGCCCGGCGCCGGACCAACCGUCGAACGUAGCAAUGUCAACGAGCAGCCAACAGUGCCACCAGCCCUGCAGACACUAGAUCCGUCCGGUGUGGAUCAAAACAUUGAACCCAGCAUAAGACAGAACAGCAAGCUGUACAAUGCGAAGAAUCGCUAUCAGCAGAUCGGUGAGCAUGACGAUGGUGAGCCGAUCGAGCAGGAGCUGCUCGAUGCGCUCACGACACUAUCCCGUGCUCCACUGCCUAUCGUCAGCACCACUACCGUACGCAACGGGUACGACGGUGUGGUGGACAAGGAGUGGGCAAGCCAACAGCAGAAGCAGGCCCCGUUUGUGGCGGAAGUGAAUGGACGAGCGACCACGCACAAGUACAACGUCACACACGACUAUCCUAACGCGCUCGGAUACAGCGUCCCAGCACAGGCGACGUCAACGCACAAAUUGCAGACACCUAUCCAGCGACCCCGUAUCGCAACGCACUCCGAGUACUACUACCAGCAGACGACACCGGGACUCAUCUACAACUCACCGAUCGCAACAGCUACCAUCAGUCCACGGCAGGACACAACCGUCCUGGCGCAGUUCCCGCGUAACCAUCAACCGGCACACUACGAACGGCAACCGAGCAGUGGCAGAAGAAAGCAAAAGGAUGACAUUACCGGACGUACCUAUCGUCCUGCGCCAAUCGAUUACGAUUACUACGAUGAUGGAGAUACUCGCAAGGUUGGGAAAUCCAGUUCGCAGGUUAAAGUGAUUAUGCACGGACCAGGCAUUAUAGAGUGUCUCGAUCAGGGCAACUUUCCACAUCCGCUGUCAUGCAAAAAGUUCAUCUCGUGUGCCAAAAUGGAGAUCGGAGGCGUCAUCGGUUGGGAGUAUACCUGCCCGAAGGGUCUCAGUUACGAUCCGGUCGGCGGCAUCUGCAACUGGUCCGCCGGGUUGGGUUGCAACGAAUGAAGCGUGAGCGGACCAUCACCACCGGCCCCGACCUUACUCAAUUACUUUAAGCGUGUACAUCCCGUCCUGCCGCGUGUGUGUCUGUAGUUAAAUCUAGCAACUCAUUAUUAAGACUGGUGUCUGCUCUCUACCUUUUGGGCUAGCAUUUUAUAGCAUCGUUAACAUGUGUUGUAGCUACAUUCCUCCUAGCAGGGCGCGUAUCCCGGGCUAGCGAUCGAUUGAGCCAAAGCCGGACGAUCAGACUUUAGAAUUAGCAAUCACGAUUCCAUGCUGGAGGCAAACUUCCGGAGCGAGGUAGUGUUAAGGAUUUUUUUUUUUGUCAUUUAGUUUACCCACUAGUUGUUGUGUGAAAUGUUGGGCAUCCUCUUACUAUUCUUAACACGAUAUUACAAUCCUUCUUUUUUGUGAUAAAGUCUUGAUAGAUUUCUCCAACAGCUUUCCCAGUGUUUAUACCAGCAUUACUUCUCUUUUAUCAAACAAAAUCAGAAGAUUGAGGAUUUUCUUUUUCGAAUGAUGUGUCUUUGUUUUUGACGUUGGGUAUAUUGACUAUCCUCCAAUCCCUUUUAGUAGUUUCAUUUGUUCGAUAAAUAUGCACCGAAACAUUAAGGAUGGAUUGCCCUUCGCACUUUUGUUUUCUACCUGUUUGUUUGAUCUUCGACAAGAACUGAUUCUUAUUUCAUGCAUCAUUACAUUAAAAUUGCAAAAAAAAGGUUUAAUAUUUUUUGCAGGAACAAAACUCAUCCGUAGAGAUGUAGCGAUAAAAACACACACACACAUACGAACACACUGUUAAUGUUAAUUUACUCCAUUUUGUAAUAAAUAGACAUACAAAGAAAAA